This is a messenger RNA of Crotalus tigris (Tiger rattlesnake), 9058 nucleotides long. RefSeq names its product Ral GTPase activating protein catalytic subunit alpha 2 (gene RALGAPA2). Gene Ontology annotation, molecular function: GTPase activator activity. Gene Ontology annotation, cellular component: cytoplasm; nucleus. NCBI's taxonomy places the organism in Eukaryota, Metazoa, Chordata, Lepidosauria, Squamata, Viperidae. Bases 194 to 5914 code for a protein of 1906 amino acids. The record is from RefSeq and is a predicted model, not a curated record. Gene Ontology annotation, biological process: positive regulation of GTPase activity; regulation of small GTPase mediated signal transduction. The transcript has 41 exons.
UUAGCUCCUCCCCCUUCCCCUCUCCCCGCUCGCAACCUUUCUCUCUCGCUCUCUGUGGCUGAGCGUCCGGCUCAGCCCCCGAGACUGGCCAGGAGAGCGAAGCUCGGGGCGAGAGUCUGUGCAGAAGAAGCCGAGGGAGGACAAAGGCGGGAGGGCGGCCGCGGCGGCUGCACUCCCUUCAAGCACCCUCGAGAUGUUCUCGCGGAGGGGUCAUGCGGAUGUCAAGAAGUCUGCGCAAAAGGCGCUGGACCCGCGGAAAGAGCCGCUGACUCGCCUCAAGCACCUUCGGGCUUUGAUGGAUGCUGUAGAUGGAAGUGAACUCAAACAGUUCUUUGAGAUCAACUAUUCUCAACUUUAUCUUAUCUUCUAUGAAAGUUUUGUAACACUGGAAACCAGUCUGAAACAAAAAGGAAAUAAAUCUCAAAGGGAAGAGUUGGAUUCAGUUCUUUUUCUUUUUGAAAGGAUACUACAAUUAUUUCCUGAGAGAAUCUUCUGUCGAUGGCAUUUUCGUAGCAUAGGGUCAAUUUUGAAGAAACUUUUGCACACUGGAAACUGCCUUAAGAUAAGAUGUGAAGGAAUACGAUUAUUUCUUCUUUGGCUGCAAGCUCUCCAGACUAAUUGUGCAGAAGAGCAGCUGUUAAUUUUUGCUUGUCUUGUGCCUGGUUUUCCUGCCGUGAUAUCUUCAAAAGGUCCAUGUACACUGGAUACCCUCAUCAGCCCUCCUUCUAGUCUUCCUAAUGGGAAAAUAUAUCCUGAAGAUAUAACACCACUUUUACCACAUGCUACUGGUGAAAAGAUUGAAGACCCAACUUGCUACUUUCUUCAGAUACUCCUAAAAUAUAUGGUAAUUCAGGCUGCAAAGUUGGAAUGGAAGAAUAAGGAGAACCUUGACACAGGAUUUAAGUUUCUCUUUGCGCUCUUCAGAAAGUAUUAUCUUCCUCAUUUAUUCCCCUUUAUAAAACUAACCAACCUCUACAAUCCUGUGCUUGAGAUCCCUGGCCUGCGCCCCAAACCAGUAUAUGUUAGUACAACUUGUGAUGGUGGAAAUUUUUAUAGUACAAAAAUUCCAUACCUGGAUGCUCGUGUAACUUUUAUAAAAUGGCUUGUAAAUUUUUUUCUGGAAAAGAAAUAUCUUUUAGCACAAACUUUCAGGAAUGGUGUGGAAGUUCUACCCAGAAUCAUUCAAACAGUGGGUAACACAGUGCAAGAUAAAACUCCUGAAGUGGAGACCAGUGUUCCAUCAGAUCAAGAGAAAAAUCAUAUCAACCACAGCGGAAUACUCAAUGAUUCCAAUUUUUGCAGCAUUGAAGAGCAGCACCGAUUUGCAUACGAAAUGGUGCAACAAAUAUUUUUGUCUACAAGAGAUAAUGUGAAUUUUGUUAAUGAAGUAUUUCAUCAGGCUUUUUUGCUGCCAGCAUCAGAGAUAUCCUUAACUGAAAAGAUUGUGAAAGUUUAUAGGAAAUGGAUGUUACAUGAGAAACCUCUCUUCAUGGAAGAACCAGAUGUAAAAGAGACAAUUCAAGAUGAUGAUGUCAUCCCAGAACACUCAACAGUAGAGACCGAUGGCAAACAUCUUGUGUCUGGACAUAAAAGAUCUUCAAGCUGGGGAAGAAGUUAUUCCUUCUCUAGUGCUGUUACCAGAGGAUGCUUAUUAGAAGAUGAAAACCAGAAUGUUAAAGCAGGUCUUCAAGCUACACUGCAGGUAUUUUUGACAAACUCUGCAAACAUAUUUUUAUUGGAACCAUGCAGUGAAGCCCCUGAACUACUUAAAGAGCAGAUAAAUUCUUGCAGAGCAGUUUUGAGUAUAUAUAGGCGCAUGAUAAUGGAAGUUCCAAUGAAUAAAAAGACCUGGGAGCAUAUGUUGCAAAUGCUUCUUAGCAUAACAGAAGCUGUCAUGAGCAACUCCAAAGAUGAUCAGAUAAAGGAUGCAUUUGGUCAAAGUUUAGCAGGCUUACUAUUUCGGACUCUCAUUGUGGCUUGGAUCCGAGCAAAUUUGAGUGUUUACAUUUCUCGCGAGCUCUGGGACGAGUUGCUACGUGUGCUGUCAUCCCUUACAGAUUGGGAAGAACUAAUAAUGGAAUGGGCUAAUAUAAUGGAUUCUUUAACAUCUGUUUUAGCAAGAACAGUAUAUGGUGUUGAAAUGACCAACUUGCCACUAGAUAAGCUAAGUGAACAAAAAGAGAAAAUACAAAAAGGAAGAGGUGGCAUUUUAGAAUCUCAAAAAGGAGCUGCAGUUGGAAGAUCGUUUUCUUUAAGCUGGAGAGAUCAUCCUGACGUUACAGAACCAAUGAGAUUUAGGAGUGCUACCACCUCAGGAGUACCGGGAAUUGAGAAAACAAGGAAUACAGUGCGUCAGAGAACAACAGCGAAGCGAAGUCGGUCUAUCAACAACUGUGCUCGUCUCUGUGAGGCUUUGCCAGCCGCUAAAAGUGCGCCUCUUCUCCUCCAUACUGUGAGCUCUCUCUUGCCUGAUAUCUCUUACACUUCUUAUUCUUGGGCUUUUGCAGAAAGUGAACAACGUGAACUAUCAGAAAAUGGAUCAGGAAUUAUUAAUCAGCAACCGGUAAACUUAUUGAGAGCAGAAUAUAACAGUCCUUUUUCAGAUCAGGAUCAAUUAACUCGAAGCAGUAGUACCUCUGAUAUUAGAGAACAAUGCAGUUCUGAUAUUUUCCAAGUUAGAAAAACAGAGAGUUCACAAAAUUUAACUGCAGGAUCCAGAUCUAUUCAAAAAAGUAAGGAGACCAUGAACAAGGAAAGUACACUACAAGAAGCAAGCAACACUCCAUCUGAAUUAAUUCUCAAGAUAGACAGACAGCUGUUACAUGAGAAAGAGAAAGAAAAAUGUGAAAAUAUUAGCAGUGAUACUUCUAUUGGAUACAACAGUGAAAUGGGCAUGAGCUUGGCUACCUGGCAAACAUGUGAAGAAAAUAAUGAUGUCUCCAUGCACGCUGACAUUUCUGUGGAUCCAGAUGCCCACCAGUGGUUGGCUGCCAACUUCUCAGACAGCAGUGAAUUCCUUGCCGAUGAUUGUAGCAUAAUUGCUGGUGGCAGUCUUACUGGAUGGCAACCUGACUCUGCAAUGGUAUUAUGGAGAAGAACGUUAGGAAUUCUUGGAGAUGUGAACAAUAUCCGGUCUCCUAAAAUACAUGCCAGAGUUGUUGAAUAUCUCUUUGAGUUAUGGCACAAAUUAGCAAAGAUAAGAGACAACCUGGCAAUAAGUCUGGAUAACCAGACUACUCCUUCCCCUCCUGUUUUAAUUCCACCACUUGGAAUAUUUGCAUCAUGGUUGUUCAAGGCUACAACUUUACCAGAUGAAUAUAAAGAAGGAAAGAUCCAUGCCUACAAACUGAUAUGUGCUAUGAUGAUAAGACGACAAGAUUUUAUGCCAAAUCCUGACUACCUGGUGCAUUUUUAUCUUAUCAUGCACAUUGGCUUAACUAGUAAAGACCAGGAUGUUUUGAACACUAUUAUCAAACACUGCUCCCCAUUCUUUUUCUUCUUGGGCUUACCUGGCUUUACACUGCUAAUAAGAGACUUCAUAACAGCGGCAACUAGGGUUCUGAGUACAAAUAUGUUGGAAGCUCCUCGCUUAGAAGCAAAUACUAUUCUUGGAUCUCUGAUUUGCUUUCCUAACCUUUACCAAGACAUUUCAUUGCUAUCAUCUGUUCCUGAAGCAGAAAUCACAACAGAAACUGCAGAUGUCAAAUUUUGCCUCAUAAAUACUCUUUUAAAGAAUGCCAAAGAGGAACCAAGUGAAGCUUCAAGGUAUUUAUCCCUUUGCUGUCUUGGGCUUUGGAUAUGUGAAGAACUUGUGCACUGUACCAACCAUCCUCAAGUAAAAGAUGCAAUAAAUGUUUUUGGUGUGACACUAAAGUUUUCUAACAAGCAGAUUGCACAAGCAGCCUGUGAUAUCUUUCAGUUAUUGACAUCUUACUGGGAAAAACUACAGAAAUACAACAUUUCUCUACCCCAAAAAAUUAUUGAAGUCCUUGUUGCCACUAUUGCCUUUCUCUUACCAAGUGCAGAAUACUCCUCUGUGGAAAGUGAUAAAAAGUUUAUAGUUUCAUUGUUACUUUGUUUAUUGGAUUGGUGCAUGACAUUGCCAGCGAAGAUAUUGUUGGAACCUGUAUUUACUUCCAGUUUUGAAAAUCAUUAUUCUUCUAAUACUCCAUUGCUCAAUUAUAUUUAUAGGAUCCUGAACUGUUGUGUUUAUGGUUCAAACCUGUACACACAGCAAAGCCAUUAUCUUUUAAGUCUUGCGGACCUCUCCAGUGAGUUCUAUGAUCCCUUUAUGCCCCUAGGAAACGUUAGGAAUUCUGAAGUAAUUCCGGUUCAGUCUUCUGCAGACCUGAAUAAUUUGCUCACUGUUGCUGAAGAAAUGAAACGGAGGAGCUUGGAGUUAAUACCACUGACAGCACGAAUGAUUAUGGCACAUCUAGUUAACAAUUUGGGCCAUUAUCCUCUGACUGAAGGUCCUGCUGUUCUACAUAGUCUUAUUACUGAAAAUCACAACAAUUCUUGUAUGGAAUCUUCUGAACUCUCACCUGAAGUCUUCCAAAGCCCCAAUUUACAGAUCUUUGAAUUUAAUGAAAAUACUGUCAUUUCUUACCUCCAGAUUCCUUCAAAAAGGGAGCUGGAUGAUGAAUUGGAAGAAUCUUUCUCAGAAGUAAGAGUAAUUGUUAGGGAUAUCUCUGGAAAGCAUUCCUGGGAUGGACAAUUGAUGUAUGGGCCAUUAGCUACAUGUUCAGUAGAUCAGAAGAACAGAGAAUUCUCGGUGAUUAUGGAAAAGAAUAAGCGGAACUUUGAGUCUCCAACUGAUUUCAUUCAGAUAGAUGAUGGAGAAGAUGCUCUUGAUAGGUUGCUAGAAAAGAUUGGCAGUACUAGUCCUGAGUGUCUUUUAUAUCCACAAGUAAAAUUAAAUGAGCCAUCCCCAUCUCCAUCUGGCAUGAGUCAUGCCCAAGCUAGUGAUAUCAUUGAAGCAAUAAUGCAGCAGAGUUGCAUAGAAAAUGAAUAUGCUCAUGGAUAUUAUCUGAAUCAUAAUACAAAAAGCGAAAAUCAGAAGAUGCCAAGAUCUGCUCUGCUACAGUCACAAUUUCAUUUAUGCAGACUUUUGCUAAAUGGCUUAGGAAUGAAUUCUUGGGAAAAAAGAAAAAGUUUUAAUAUUUUGAAGAAAAAUUCUAAAUUGUUGAGAGAGCUGAAAAAUUUAGACUCUAGACAAUGUCGUGAAACUCACAAGAUUGCAGUGGUUUACAUUGCUGAAGGACAAGAAGAUAAAUGUUCAAUAUUGUCCAAUCCUCAAGGAAGCCAAGCAUAUGAAGAUUUUAUUGCCGGAUUGGGUUGGGAGAUUGAUCUUUCAACUCACUGCGGGUUUAUGGGUGGCCUUCAGCGUAACGGUAGCACAGGACAAACAGCCCCAUAUUAUGCUACUUCAACUAUUGAAGUAAUUUUUCAUGUAUCUACACGAAUGCCGUUUGACUCAGAUGACUCACUGACCAAAAAGCUUCGUCACUUGGGAAAUGAUGAAGUUCAUGUUAUCUGGUCUGAACACACCAGAAACUAUCGCAGGGGCAUUAUACCAACAGAUUUUGGUGAUGUUUUAAUUAUUAUUUAUCCAAUGAGGAAUCGUAUGUUUUACAUCGAGAUUAUGAAGAAACAACAGGUCCCAUUUUUUGGUCCUUUGUUUAACGGAGCAAUUGUGACUGCAAAACUGUUGCCAAAUCUUGUGCGGGCCACAUGUAUCAAUGCCAGCAGAGCCGUGAAAUCUCUUAUAACUCUCUAUCAGAGCUUUUAUGAGGAAAGAGCAAUAUAUCUUGAUGAAAUAAUCCGGAAUCACAAAGAACAACUGUCAUUUGAGGAUUUUGCUGCUCAGGUCUUCUCUCCCUCUCCCAGUUACUCCCGUAGUGGAUGUGAUUAAAAUAUGUAAUGAUCUCGUUACGGUAAUUGAGAAAGACAUUACUACAUGUUUGACUGAUGAUUUUACUGCACAUGUAAGGACCGAAUAAACAGAGCAGAUUUCACCAAUACCGACAACUGUCAAAAAAACGUUUCUCGGAGGUUGCACUCAUUGACCAGUACUCUCAGUAAACCUUCAAGUUAAAUAUUUUGGAAAUUUAAAAUAAUUGAAGAAACCUACAUGCUCAUCUGCUCUAUCUUUCCGGGUGGUAAUUUUGAAAACUGCAUAAUGAAGGGUCUUUUUUAUUUUCUGUUUUUUUCUGUGAAAUCAUUAUUCCUUAAAUUUCAAAGUUAAAUUUUUCAUAUUUUCUGGUAUUAUUUCCUGGAGUUCACUUAAUUACUUUCUGCUAUGAAAGAUUGAAGUCCAGACUUUUUAUUGCCAGUUUAAACUGUGAUAAAAUACUUGAUUUAUCUAAUUUUAGUUUGCCAAUUAUGUGUCAUCUAAAGGAGGAUUCAGAACAGUAACUGAAAGCACAUCUUCUUAAAAAUGUCUUAAAUGUUACAUUAAUAAUCUCAGUAUAAAAGUAAAGGUGACAAGCUCAGCAUCUUUAACUGAUAAGCUAUAUGUUCCUGGAAUCUCAGUGUGGUUUAAAAUUUACUGGAAGAAAGUACUGUUUUAUUUCAUUGAUGGAGAGCUACAUUUAGCCAAAAUGAAGGACUUUUGACUAAUAAUUUCCUUUUUAUAUUAAAGAAAAAUGCUGCAAAGAACAAACUGCUUAGUAUAUAGAUGAAAAGUGAUUAUGCCUUUACAAUACCUUUUCCAAUAUACCAUCAUUUUAUAUUAAUUAUUUCCGAAGUUUAUUGUGCACAUAACCGACAAUAACUACUUAACAAUCAAUAGCACUUUUAAUUUAUAUAGUUAAAUAAAAUACAACAGUAGUAAAACCUACAUUGAUGGUAGGUUUGUAAAACCUACAGUUGCCUGGUAAAAUACUAUUUCAUAUGCAAGAUAUACAGUAUGAACCUAUGGCAUUUAAAUCUUGCAGUGAGUAGUUAAGUGGCUUGUGCCAAGUCAAGGUUCUAAUUUCUGAUUGUUCUGUUCGACAAAAUUUCAAAGUUAAUCCUUUAAUCUGUGCUAUUAUGAAUACUGGCUACUUUAUCAACACAGAGCAGCUACUUAACUGAUCACCUGGGGAAAUAUGGAUCAAUAUAAUGACUCAAUUCAUACAGCACACUACUUAUGGCUUGCUUAGCCCAUCUGCCUGGAUUCAUGUAAUACAUUGAAUCGUAAACUCAUGAUACCAUCUGAGGUUUGCACAAGACACAUUUCCUGGCAGUUUGAAACCAGUUAGAAUUGACAAGGAAAAUAAUUUCUAUAUGAAGGAGAAUCAUAUUCAGGUAUACAAAGCCUUUUUUGUAAAGUAAUGUUUGAGAUAUUGGCGCAAACUACCGGAGUCCUUGCACAGUACACACUGUUAGUAAUUAGAUACAUCUCACUUAGGAACACUUGCCAAUAUAGGCUACUUUAUUUAUUUUUCUGUGAUGUUUGCUGAAUAUAAUUACAGAAGUAAAAAAGGUCUCCAAGCUGAAUUUGAAAUCUUGAAGAGUUUAUUGAUACAUUCAUGCAGGAUUUUUUUAUUAUUAUUGUUAUCUCAUAAGAAGAUAGCUGACCCUUGCCUUCUGCCAGGGUGGUUUUUAACUUCCCAGCAGAGCCCGAAAAUCCAGGACUUCUUGAUUGUUUUCUAUUUAAAUAGCAAUCAUCAGUCCCAAUCUUGUCUAGCUACAAUGACGACAGCCAAGUUUUAUUACACAAAUGCAAGAGAGUAGCAAACAUUUAUGCUGUGGGGUCUUGGAGUUUUCUGAACCUGGUGGUACCACCAAGCUUAGAGAGCACCAAGGAUCUCCCCAUUCAACCCUGAGUUAGAAAUAUUCUAUCUGUAAAAAUCUGUUCUUGGUUUCAUGAGAAUCCUGUUUUCAAAACUUUACUGCAGUAGCAUGAAAAGGCUCCCUCUAACUGCAGUAACGGUUUUUAAGGUACUGUACUCUCUUUUUUCAGUAAUUUUAUUAGUGUAUUUGUUUGCUACAGAUUACCUCUUAAGGGGCUGCACAAUAUCAUUAUUAGAGAAUCUGAUAGUGGGAUGGAUACUUCUUUCUUGUUCUGCCCUCCAAAUUGAUUCUUCUCUGCUCCUUCUUUUAAAUGGGUUUCAGAGCAGAUUUAAGGAGAACACCGUGAAUCGUCCAAAUACACAUUAAUUUCUAUGGAUCUACAAAAAGUCAAAAUCUAGCAUGUAGUUUUUUUAUUUAUAUAAUUGGUAACAGACAAAAAUGCUUAUAGAUGAAGCAACAAUAUCUGGAAACAAUGUUGAUGGGAAUGAGAUGAGUGGGAAAAAAAUGUUUUUGAAGGCAUAGCUUUAAUUUAUUUCUGAUGCUAUUUGCAAUUAAUGCACUCACUUUCCUGACAUUGAAUUGGGUAUAGCAAACCUAAUUCAUAACUACUGUACUAAGUUGUAUUCAUCACAAACUUAGAGGCUUGAAGUGGCCCAAUUAUCAAGAAUAUAACAUAAUCAAUUGUUGCCUAUGGAGAUUCCCAGUCAUCCAGAUCAUGGUUGUCCCAAAGAUGCUUUUUCAAAAGGCUACUGGACUUUGUUUUUCCCGGAAGACAUUUCACUUCUCAUCCAAGGAGAAGCUUCUUGGAUGAGAAACGAAACGUUUUCAAGGAAAAACAAAGUCCAGUUGCCUUUUGAAAAAGCACCUUUGGGAUACUCAGUGGUUGAUCCACAAACAAUUAUAUAUACAUUUUUGCAUUUUAUAAUUAUGCUUUGCAUCUUUGAAAUAUAUUACUAUAUUAUGAAAGUUGUUUGGCAUGUAAAAGAAGAGGUAGAAUUGUGAAUGUCUUGUAUAUAUGUUAAACCAAACAGAAUCAAAUUGCAAUAAACUACUAACAGCAGUUUAAGGUUUAAGUGGUUGGGAAACUCACAUCCUUCCAGCAAACUGUAGGCAUUUAUUGAUAUUUGGGACACACUAAAAUUUCUCAUAUGUUCAUUGUAGCUUACUGACUAUAAAUACAUAAGGGGAUAAAAAGCAAACCAUGUGUUGCCUUCAGGGAUAAAAUUACUCAAAAGCAACUGAAUAUGUUUAAUGAUUAAUAAAGUCUUUCAUUACCAAA